AUGGCGUCUUCGACUCUUUCUAGAAUUGAUUUGGCGAAAAGUAGUAACUACCACCACGAAAUGCGUGAUCCUCUAAAACCAAGGCGUUUGAUAUACCCAGAGGGAACUUCUGCUGCUUCUACGCCGAGUCGCACGAGGAGACUAAUACGGUACUGUAGAGCGAUCUCAGUAACGCUCGGCAUGUUGUCUACGGCAAGCUUUGGACUAAAUGCGCUAUUGCUAUACAAUUCAAAUACACCGGGAUCGACUGAGCCCUCUUUCGAGAAUAUUUUGAUAUCGCUUCUAGAAAAUUCCAAGACCACUGUGGUCGGUGGUCGAGAAAGGGACAAAGCUGUCGCUAAAGGGGCCCUGGAGUUUUCUUCCCAUCGAGCAAGUAGUCAGAUACCGCUUUGGAGGCAAACAGGCAACAGCUCCACAGAAGCUCUGUUGACAACAACAUUACCAGUCUGGAUGCAAACUUAUGUGGAUUGGCAUGUGGAGACACGUGCGAAUUUAACCUCACAGAACUGGAACUCUACCCGCUACAUCUUCAUUAGCUGUCUUGCUAGCGACACAAAAUGCGGUGGAGCCAGUGACCGGCUACAGCUGUUACCUUGGGCUGUACUCAUGGCAGCUCGCGGCAAUCGCCUUUUACUGAUACGCUGGGAACGUCCUUGCGCACUCGAAGAAUUUUUGGUACCGAAAGAUGUCGACUGGACUGUGCCUGAAUGGCUGUGGCAAAGUGUGCAAUUGUACAGUCCGCAUCCCAAGCUUUUGAUGUCGGGCGGCAAGCCUUCAUUGCGACAUGCCCAAGCGGCCGACCUCAUUGUCGCUAUUAGGCAGCAAGCCCAUGAUCACGGCAAAACAUUUUACGAUGAAUUGAAAGAAGACAAUGAAGCGGGGUUCUAUGAAGUGUUUCAUGACGUGUGGAAGGCCUUCUUUCAACCUUCCCCGAUAGUUCAAAUACAAAUCGAAAAGACCAUGGACGACCUCGGUCUGAGACCGCGACGGUAUAUUGCGGCACAUGUUCGCCAGAAGUACCACCGAGACAAGACACACGACACCGACCACGUGGACAAUGCCGUGAGGUGUGCCUACCAAUCGCGACAAGGCGUUUCGAACACUAUAUACUUUGCCUCCGAUUCAACCGUGGCCACAAAGCGGGCCGUGGACUUUGGGCGAUACAUUACGGCGUUAGCCAAUGAUACCGUGCCGUCGAGCAUCAAUGUUGUUGCACGCAUCAAUGUGUCGGAGCCGCUGCACCUGGACCGCGGAUCUGCGUAUUUGCAAAACACGGAUAGCUGGCAAUCUUUUAAACCAGAUGACUUCUACGAUGUGUUUGUUGAUUUGUAUCUUUUGGCGUCGAGCACUUGUGUGGUAUACGGUGUUGGCGGCUAUGGUCUUUGGGCAAGUCUAUUGACCACGAAACGGUGUUCGUUCCGGCAUUCAAGUCGCCACUGCGGCUGGGAAGUUCCGUCGAACGGGAGCAUUGCCCAUAUGUUGUAG
Messenger RNA from Phaeodactylum tricornutum CCAP 1055/1, 1485 nucleotides. RefSeq lists its product with no specific name. Lineage: Eukaryota; Bacillariophyta; Bacillariophyceae; Surirellales; Neidiaceae. The transcript has a single exon. The record is from RefSeq and is a predicted model, not a curated record. The coding region runs from base 1 to 1485 and encodes 494 amino acids.